Molecule: messenger RNA, 2582 nt
Organism: Oncorhynchus nerka (sockeye salmon)
Lineage: Eukaryota; Metazoa; Chordata; Actinopteri; Salmoniformes; Salmonidae
Product: P2Y purinoceptor 13-like
Exons: 4
Coding region: 444-1484 (346 amino acids)
Biological process (GO): G protein-coupled receptor signaling pathway; negative regulation of adenylate cyclase activity
Cellular component (GO): membrane
Molecular function (GO): G protein-coupled purinergic nucleotide receptor activity
Source: RefSeq, a predicted model, not a curated record
GGUUUGAACUCAAUAAAGAGCAAGGGGUGGGCAGUGAGUCCCGAUUGCUGCAUCGCCACUCAACACCUAGUGAAACUGAUGUACACUGGUACCCGGGAGACUGGCAUCCAACCUCUCAGUGGACCAUUAAAACAGGAAGAGAGUAGAGAGACCGGCUCAUUCAGACAGCGUAAGACUGGCAAAGUCCUUGGGAUUGCGACAAGAAAACCCCUACCUCUAUAAAGAGAACACCCGUAUAAAAAGAGCAUCACAUACUGUGCAGUACACUCAAAAUAGACCGUUUUGUUGGUAGGUGUGGAAAAAUUAGAAGGAAAAACAGCUGAAUUCGGGAUAUUUCACUUCUUCAUAUAGAAACGAAGACUGUUCAUCAUAUUGUCUGUUCCAGUGACUUUCUUUCAUAAAAAUCAAAGCUUCAUUUAAAGGAGGUACUGCUGGGCGUGAGGAUGAACGGCAGCCAAUCAAACCGGUCUCUGAAGUGUGUGCGUGACACCAGCGUGACGGCGGUGGUCUUCCCCUGUCUCUACAGCGCCCUCUUCCUGUUUGCGCUGGUACUCAACUGCCUGGCUGCAUGGAUCUUCUUCAACAUCCGUAGCACCACCACCUUCGUGGUCUACCUGAAGAACGUAGUGGUGGCAGACCUGCUGAUGACCCUGUCCAUCCCGGUGAAGGUCCUCGCGGACACCGACGUGGGCUCCUGGCGUCUGCGUGCGUUCUACUGUCGCUACUCCGCCGUCCUCUUCUACACCACCAUGUACAUCAGCAUCCUGCUGCUGGGGCUCAUCAGCCUGGACCGCUACCUCAAGAUAGUCAGGCCCUUUGGGAAGUGCAUCCUCCAGAGGGUUGGGGUGGGACAGGCCUUGAGUGUGGCCGUCUGGGCUGUGAUGGUGUCUCUGGCUCUGCCCAAUACCAUUCUGAGUGACCGUACACCGUCGGGUUCUCCUGGUCGGCUGAAGUGUACCUCUCUAAAGGGUGAGGCCGGUAUGCUGUGGCACGAGGGCUUCAACUACUUCUGCCAGGUGGUGUUUUGGGGAACGCUGGCUCUGAUGCUGUUGUGUUACACCUUCAUCAGUCGUAAAGUCUACGAGUCCUACAAAGCCUCGCGUAGUGGCUCCAACGCGGCCAGCCGCAGGACCAAGGCCAAAGUCUUUGUGGUGGUGGUGGUGUUUUUCGUUUGUUUCGCCCCUUUUCAUUUCGCCAGAGUGCCCUACACUCUUACCCAGACCCGAAAAACAGCCAACCACUGCUGGGCGCAGAACGCGCUCUACGUUGCCAAGGAGACCACUCUCUGGCUCUGUGCCACUAACGUGUGUCUGGACCCGCUGAUCUAUGUGUUCCUGUGCAGGGUGUUCCGAAAAAGAUUGACAGACGUGCUCAAUCGCAAGCCCCGCCCCCAGGGUGCUUUGGAGUCGCCCACAGCAACCUCUACACAUUUGGAGAUGUCACAGAUGGUGAAUAACAGAAUACUGGAUGUCAGCUUGGCCUAGAAGCACAACAAUGUACAUUAUUUUGUAGUUUAUUUUCCCCUGUUGAAUUGUAGAUGUAACUUGGCCUGAUGUUAACCCCUGUUAUUUUGUAGUUUAUUUUCCCCCAGCCUGUUGAAUUGUAGAUGUAACUUGGCCUGAUGUUAACCCCUGUUAUUUUGUAGUUUAUUUUCCCCCAGCCUGUUGAAUUGUAGAUGUAACUUGGCCUGAUGUUAACCCCUGUUAUUUUGUAGUUUAUUUUCCCCAGCCUGUUGAAUUGUAGAUGUAACUUGGCCUGAUGUUAACCCCUGUUAUUUUGUAGUUUAUUUUCCCCCAGCCUGUUGAAUUGUAGAUGUAACUUGGCCUGAUGUUAACCCCUGUUAUUUUGUAGUUUAUUUUCCCCCAGCCUGUUGAAUUGUAGAUGUAACUUGGCCUGAUGUUAACCCCUGUUAUUUUGUAGUUUAUUUUCCCCCAGCCUGUUGAAUUGUAGAUGUAACUUGGCCUGAUGUUAACCCCUGGACAGAUUGUGACCAGAGUAAAGCCUUCAAAACAUCUUUGGAUAAGUGGCUCUUUUGACUAAGACAAUGUUGCAGGUCUAAUAGGCUAUAAACAGCAGUGUUCCCACAUCACCUCUGUGAUAGCCCAUUGUGUUGAAGAGCAUUCUGAAACAAAAUGGCUGGUGUGACAUUAGAUAACCAAACUGCCUCGGGAGUUUUUCCAAAUAUCAUGUUAAAAAUCAUCCACAAGAGACAAUCCAGGCGAAUAUGUCCAUCAAGUCAUUGUCUUUCUCCUCAGCGUAGCUUACUGUCGAGCUCUCACUUCCCUUUCUCUAAUCUUCUCCUAACUGUACCUUCCUUCUUCAUUCAUUUCACCAGAAAGGAAAACAACUUGACUGAGCGUUUUUAGAUAAAAGUGAGUGUGACAAUUACAUGCAUGAAAAAUAUAAUGUUAUUUGUGUGUAUCGUAUGGGGCGAUACAGUCAUGAGUUAAAGUUCAUUUACAAUCUAAAUGUUGUACAAAAACACAUUAACACACACACGACAUACACAUUUCAUGCAAAGUCCAAUCUGUACACAAAUACUGAAGGGGAAGAAUGGUUGGUUUAAUAAAGAUUCAAAGUUA